AAACGCCCAGAAAAAAAAAAAAAAAAACAGAAACAGAGAGAGAGCGAGAAAGAAAGAGAGGGAGGAGGGAGAGAUCUGCCAGAAACCAGAGAAAUCUCACAGAGCCCUCUCCUUCUCUCCGAUCAGAUCGGAGUCUCAAAAUAUUAGGGCUUUUUUUUCGUAUACCUUCUCAUAUCUCCUUCAAGAUUCCAUUUUUUUUUUUUUACGUUUUGAAUUCCAAAUUAUCCGACCGUUGAUCGAAUUCGAAUUGAGGAUUCAGCGUUGAGCAUUAUUCUCAAUUCCUUGAUCCAGAUGUUGCUGUAAUUUUUAGGUCCUUAGGGUUUUGCUUCGUUAGGGGUUUGUGUGAGGAGUUGUGGAGAUAUAUAUAUAUAUGUUGGAAAUUGUUUGAUUUUUUUUUUGGGGGGAUUGAAUGGCUUCGGCUCAGGUGUUGCCCAAUUCGACGCGGAAACAAGAACAUUUGGAAGCUGGAAAGCGCCGGCUGGAGGAGUUCCGUAAGAAAAAAGCAGCAGAAAGAGCUAAGAAGACGUCAUCUUCUAGCCAGGUCAAUGUCUCUGAAGUUAGCUCAAAUGAGAAACAACCUAUAGAAACUGUACGGGUUACAGUCUCAGAUGGAGCUGGUACAUCUGAUGGGCCUGUGGGUGGUUUCACUGAAGCUUCUUCUGUAAUAUCGAGCAACGGUGACAACGCCAUUGAUUUUUCCCACCAAAAGGAACAUGCUUCUUCAAAUAAUACACACAGUAGUUCUUCAACAAAUGAUUCUAAUGCAUUUUCUGUAGAUCAAGAAUAUAAGAGAUUUGGUGUCUCAGGUUUUUCUGGACCCUCAGAUGUUGGUUAUAGCUAUGAUAUAAAAGGGAUGAAUAAUGAUGUUGAAAAAGAUACUGGUACCUCAGAUGUUUUACCAUAUGGACCCACUUCUAACCAUCCUAUUGCUCUACGUCCACAAGCAAGUCAAGAAUUUGAAAGCAACACAAGCCAAUCCAGCUUUUAUGGGAUUCAGUCCUCAGAACAUAAACUUUCUUCGAGGGAUUCCGUAGGUGCAGGUUUGGGUACUUCUCAACAAUCUGUUGCAAAAAUCUCACCUCAGAACUCUGUCAGCACAUUUCCACAAAGUGAGGCCAGUAAUUUCAGCACAAUGGCUAGUGGCCCUGCUUCAUCAUCUUCGCUUUAUCAAGACUUGAUUCAACCUAGUACCAGUGCAAGAGAGUUUGCUCAAGAAGUUGGGAAAAGCAUGCGUGGUGGUACUGCAGACUUUGGUGAUCCUGUAACUUUCAGAUUUGGAGAAGGAAAACUAAGUAGCUCUGCAAGUGGUAUGCCUAGCUUGCAGCGUGCACAAGUGCAAACAACUGAAUCCAGUGGUUUUGGAUAUGAUGGUAGAAGUUCGUCCAAUCAUGUACAGCUAGAGUCAGUUACACCUGAUACUAGUUCUAGGAGAUCUCGUCCAUCAUUCCUUGAUUCUCUUAAUGUUCCUAAGGCUUCUUCCGGGAGUCCUUUUCAACAAGCUGAGCCUGAGGAGUCAUAUUUCUCCAACAGUUCUAAAUCAAAUGGCAUGAGCUUCCUGGGAUCACUGCCUUUCCAUAAGCCAUCUAUGGACGAUGGACCUGUUGCACCUCAUUCAUUUGAGCAUUCCAAUAAGUUUUCAUUUUCUCCUAGUGCUGGGGUGGACCAGCAGAGGCCAAUAGUUGAAAGUAGCGUGGACAGAAAACACGAGUUCUAUUCAUCUAAGCAAAAUGAUGAUUUUGCAGCUUUGGAACAGCACAUUGAAGAUUUGACACAAGAAAAGUUUUCUUUGCAACGAGCACUCGAGGCUUCACGUGCUUUAGCUGAGUCAUUGGCUUCUGAAAAUUCUUCUUUGACAGAGACUUAUAACCAACAGAGAAGCGUUGUUGACCAACUAAAAUCUGACUUGGAAACGUUACAAGCGGAGAUCAAGGCCCAGAUGGUGGAACUUGAGGCCGUCAGAAAUGAAUAUGCAAAUGCCCAUCUAGAAUGUAAUGCAGCCGAUGAACGUUCCAAGUUAUUGGCUUCUGAAGUUAUUAGUUUGGAGGAGAAGGCACUCAGACUAAGGUCAAGUGAGCUAAAGCUGGAGAGGCAAUUGGAGAACUCACAAGCCGAAAUCUCUUCAUACAAAAAAAGAUUGUCUAGCCUAGAAAAAGACCGUUCGGAUUUGCAGUCAACUAUCAGUGCUCUUCAGGAAGAGAAGAAGCUAUUGCAGUCUAUGCUAAGGAAAGCUUCCACUAAUGAAAGGAAAGCUGAUGUUAGCAAGAGUACUACUAACAAGAAAGAUGUGUUUACUUCUACAGAAGAUCUAGCAGAUGAGGAGGUUGGUCCCGACACCGUAGACCAGGAAAUGCGUGAUGUAUCCUGUUUCCCCAUGCUCCCUGAACAUGGACAGUCAAGUGUUGAUGUCUCAUCUGUAAAUAUACCUCCUGAUCAGAAGCGAACAAUUGAGAACAUCAAUACACUAGUUUCUGAGUUAGCAUUAGAGAAAGAAGAGUUGAUACAAUCUUUGGCAUCUGAGACAUCACAUUGCUCCAAGUUGAAGGAACUGAAUAAUGAUUUAUCCCGGAAACUUGAAGCUCAAACUCAGAGAUUAGAGCUUUUGACUGCCCAAAGUAUGGCUAAUGAGAGUGUUCCAAUGAGGCAACCUAUUUCGCAUGAUGUGCCUGACAGUACUCCAUAUGCAGAUGAAGGGGAUGAGGUGGUGGAAAGGGUCUUGGGAUGGAUUAUGAAACUUUUUCCUGGAGGGCCAUCCAGACGAAGAACUAGUAAGCUUCUGUGACAUGGAAGUCGGUAAAGCUCGUCAGUCCCUAUGAUAAGAUCUGGUUUUGUUUUCCUGCACUCCCUUGAUGUAUUGGAGGUCGUAAUUUGUAUAUUUUGAGUCCAUUUAUAGUCAAUUCUUUUUUUUUUUCUUCCAAAAAAAGUAGAAAUAUGUUCACGAAUUGAGAGGCCUUCCCAUUGAUUGAUAAAAUAUUAUAUAAUUAUCAUUUCUCUGAGACAUGACUAUAGAGUCCUCAUUGUUAUCGAUUUAGAACUUUUGUAGAUUUAGGGGGCAAUUGGAUACCCAAAGAGAGGAUUAGAAGCGAUAUACAGACGAGAGAUUGUAUUAUGUCUCUGUUUUUUUUUUUUUUUUCUUCUCUUUUCUUUCUCUUUUUCCUUGCAGCGAUAUACUGCCCAUAGUUGUUGUAUUUGUAAUAUACACUGAGGCUAGCUUAAGCCUCAAGAAAUGAAACAAAUGAUUUGGCUUUUCA
Molecule: messenger RNA, 3248 nt
Organism: Rosa rugosa (rugosa rose)
Lineage: Eukaryota; Viridiplantae; Streptophyta; Magnoliopsida; Rosales; Rosaceae
Product: protein BLISTER
Exons: 13
Coding region: 410-2779 (789 amino acids)
Biological process (GO): regulation of growth
Source: RefSeq, a predicted model, not a curated record